AUGAUAAACCCCACCAAACUCAUCAGAAGUGCAGGAGUACUAAAGCAGAAACGAAUCACACUCCCAAGAGCCGCUAACCCCACAACCAGAGGCAUUGAUAAGGGUCACUUUGCAGUGUACACAUGUGAUGAAAUACGGGUUGUGUUGCCUUUGGGUUAUCUAAAGAACGACAUAUUUCAAGAGCUCUUGAAGGUGGCUGAGGAUGAGUAUGGGCUGCAGACAGAUGGACCAAUCAGGCUCCCGUUCGAAGCCACAUUUAUAAGUACAUGA
Molecule: messenger RNA, 270 nt
Organism: Lactuca virosa
Lineage: Eukaryota; Viridiplantae; Streptophyta; Magnoliopsida; Asterales; Asteraceae
Source: the annotation of a GenBank genome assembly